AUGCUGCCUGCUCUGCUGCAUCUGCUGCUUCUGUCUCUGCCACUCACACUGCCACUUCCAUCACUCCUGAGACCUCUGACUCUGUUGUGCAGCAGCAGAAAACCUGUUGAAGAUGAAGAGAAAAAAGAGAACAACAAUAAUGAAGAAGAAGAAGAAGAAGAGAAGAAAGAUGAGUUAAUGAAGAUGAAGAGCAUCAAUCUGUCUAACUAG
Uncinocarpus reesii 1704 is the source of this 210-nucleotide messenger RNA. RefSeq lists its product as uncharacterized. Lineage: Eukaryota; Fungi; Ascomycota; Eurotiomycetes; Onygenales; Onygenaceae. Bases 1 to 210 code for a protein of 69 amino acids. The transcript has 2 exons. The record is from RefSeq and is a predicted model, not a curated record.